AUGACCCCGGGCAUCAAGGUGGACAAUGCCUACAAUAAGAAGGGCAUGUGGGGCAUUGACGUCGGGCCGCUGGGCCACCCCGAGGUCUCAACCGUUGGCCUCGACGGCCUCCAGAAGAGGUGCGCGGAGGCCUACGCGAAGGGAGCUCGGUUUGCCAAGUGGUGCAGCGUCCUCCAGCUCGACCCCGAGACGGGGCUGCCCAGCGACCUCGCCAUUGCUGACACGGUGCGCACCCUGGCGCGCUACGCUUCUAUCUGCCAGCGCGAGAAGCUGGUGCCGAUCGUUGGGCCAGAGAUUGUUCCCCAUGGCAAAGCACGACAUCGCAGAUUGUGCGAAGGUGACCGAGAGGAUGCUGGCCGCCCAGUUCAAGGCUCUCGCGGAUCACCUAUAUCUACCUGGAGGGCUGCCUCCUGA
Prorocentrum cordatum is the source of this 414-nucleotide messenger RNA. The record is from the annotation of a GenBank genome assembly. NCBI's taxonomy places the organism in Eukaryota, Dinophyceae, Prorocentrales, Prorocentraceae.